CUGCGCUCCCAAUCACACGUCCUCGACACCCUCCUCGAGCCGCAGGUCCGCAUCCCUCCUCCCCUGACGCGCUCCGAGCAGGCCGUCAAGGACCGCGAGAAUCUCCUCGAGACCGCCAAGGACCGCUGGAACAGGGAGGUCGAGAACGCCGUCCGGUGGGCGCAGCGGACGGACUGGGGCGAGGUCCGCGAGGGUCUCGAGAGCAGCGCGGCCCGGCUGUGGGGCGGAGCCAUCGACAAGACCGCCGAGGCGGGCGACAAGGCGGCGCCGAUCGCGAAGGAAGUCGUCGAGGGCGCGAAGCAGAAGGGGGCCAUCCUCGCCAAGGAGGAGGGCGAGAGCCUGCGCAGCGAGGCCAAGAGCGCGUGGGAGAGGGCAAGGGAAAAGACGCUCGCCGCGGAUGAGGCGGCGCGCGCGAAGGCUGCCGAGGUCAGGAAAGCCGCCGAUGCCAAGGCCGCCGAGGUCAAGGCCGUCGUGGGCGACAUCGUGGAGAAGGGCAAGCAGCAGGGCGAGGCUAUUGUCGUGAAGGCGCAGCAGGCCGUUGGAGUCGUGGAGGACAAGGUCAGCGUCAAGCAGGACGGUAAGGUCCUGCCCGCGGGAUCUCCUGUGCAAAAGGCGCUGCACCAGCGGUACGAGAAGCCGAGCGGGCUGACCAAGACGGUCAAGGAGGUGCUCGCGGAGCGCUAUCAGAAGGUUGACGAGCGGGAUAACACGCAGCUCAGAGGUCUCUGA
This is a messenger RNA of Colletotrichum karsti, 729 nucleotides long. RefSeq lists its product as uncharacterized. Gene Ontology annotation, cellular component: mitochondrial crista junction; MICOS complex. The record is from RefSeq and is a predicted model, not a curated record. Gene Ontology annotation, biological process: cristae formation. Lineage: Eukaryota; Fungi; Ascomycota; Sordariomycetes; Glomerellales; Glomerellaceae. The transcript has a single exon.